Messenger RNA from Hemicordylus capensis (graceful crag lizard), 7739 nucleotides. Its product is annotated as mitogen-activated protein kinase kinase kinase 3-like. Gene Ontology annotation, molecular function: ATP binding; protein binding; protein kinase activity. NCBI's taxonomy places the organism in Eukaryota, Metazoa, Chordata, Lepidosauria, Squamata, Cordylidae. The record is from RefSeq and is a predicted model, not a curated record. Gene Ontology annotation, biological process: protein phosphorylation. The transcript is spliced from 18 exons. The coding region runs from base 791 to 2659 and encodes 622 amino acids.
GCAGCUGGGCAAGAGACCCGCCAGCGAAAAGUUUGCUGCUCCUCUUCCGACAAGCGCGCUUGAUUAAUUAUUCGCACUCGCUCGUCUUAAUUUUAAUUUCUCCCCCUCCCUGCGCCGAGAUCAGGACCGAUUGGCACCGCUCCCUUCUGCUGUGCCUUGAGUUGAGUUUUGUUGCGCUUUUUAUUUUAAUUUUUUUUUUUGCAACCAGGAAAUUUGUGCAUUGACUUUUCUUUUUGGCGGUGCGGGAGUUUGCAGCUUUCCGCUGGGGGUGGGUGGAGGAAAGGAGCCGCUUGGAGUUUUGCCUGCUCGGGGCGGGUUGGUUUAUUUUUUUGGGGGGAUCUCUCUUCUUGUGGACUUGGGGGCCUGUUGGAAUCCGAUCGCAAAGGAGGGGGCAGCUGCCCCUUCUCCCCCCAUUAUUUUUUUUGGUGGGGGGAGCUCUGCAUCGAUUUUGCCCGCUUCCUCCUCGCCUCCCUCUCCAGCUUUGGCCGACGUGAAGCCGAUGCGGCGGACGAGCUAAGAGUUCUGUGGCUUCCUGCAAAAUAAAAAGCCCAGAAGUGACUACUGAAAAGGCCUGAACCUGAGUAACCACUAGAUGAGCUGGCAACAGCCAGAGACGGGCCCCUCUUGAUGACCUUAAUGCACGGAGGGGAUCAUGCUGAAGAAGGCACUCUCCCAGGUACCCGGGUUCUAAGCCAUCUAGUCCUUUAAAGGGGCAUCCCUUGCAGCUGAAAGCCAGGACGGUGUGAGUGCCCUCAGUCAGUGAAGAUACAGACCUGAUGAAGAUACGACCAUGGAUGAAGAAGAAGCACUUCACUCUAUCAUGAAGGAUCUGGCAGCCUUGGGGAAAUGUGGAGGCCUUUUGGACAGCAACAGGAACAAAAACCACGUCCAUUCUAACAAGCAGCUGCGGAAUGCGAGGAUCAAAUUUGAAUACGAUGGAGAGAGAAGGAUUAUCCAGUUCCAGAGGCCAGUUAAAUUUAAAGAAGUGCUUCAGAAAGUCAUGGAUGCUUUUGGACAGAUGAUGGAUUUGCACUAUGCCAACAAUGAGCUCCUGAUUCCCCUGAAAUCCCAGGAAGAUUUGGACCGGGCAGUGGAACACUUGGACCUCAGCCCUUCUCUGAAGAGUCUGAGAGUGUUUGUGAAAACUCCAAAGAAAACAAAUCCUCUGCAGCCCAACAACAGUAAGCAGCAUGAGAUGAGGAUGUCCAAGUCGAUGGGAGAUAUCAUGAGCUCCUUGUACAAAGACACAGAGAGGACGCGGAAGCAUUCGACAGGCUCCCUACACACGGGCCGGAGUUCCCCGCCCCCUGGGAGCGUUCCGGAAGAGCAGCAGCAAAUUGCCCGCCAGGGUUCCUACACCAGCAUCAACAGCGAAGGAGAGUUCAUCCCAGAAACGAUGGACCAAAACAUGCUAGAACCAUUUAUCAGUCCAGACGACUCUCUCUCUGGAAGCUGUCAGUCCCUGGACAGAUCCGUCGACAGCCCACCCUUUAGCCAAACAUCUGUUCCAAGAUGGAAGAAUCAAGCCAAAGACAGCCUGGAUUCCCUAGAUUUCGAUAUCCCAUUUUGUGAGAGAUUUGGGAAAGGAGGGACUUUCCCAAGACAGUAUCAUCUCUCCCAGAGUCGCAAGGACUACAGUGAUGGCCGAAGAACCUUCCCCAGGAGUUACGCUCCUCCAGAGAACCAGUUCCAGCUUGUGCCAUCUAGCCGGACAAAAAGCUUUAAUGGAGACAGCAAACUCGUCACCUUGCGGUACGAGGAACAUGGGGGCACCAAGUGGUGGCACAAUUGUGACAAAAUCUUCCAAAGCUUCAGUUCUUCUCCUGCCAAGACUAGGAACACCCUGCAGGCACCAGUGAACUGGAGGCUUGGGAAACUGCUGGGUCGGGGUGCCUUUGGAGAGGUUUACCUUUGCUAUGAUGUCGACACUGGCCGGGAGCUCUCUGUCAAGCAAGUGCCUUUUGAUCCCGAGAGCCAAGAGACGAGCAAAGAGGUGAAUGCUUUGGAAUGUGAGAUCCAGCUGCUCAAGACGCUCCGCCAUGAGAGGAUAGUUCAGUAUUACGGCUGUUUGCGGGACCCUGAGGAGAGGAAACUCUCCAUCUUUGUGGAGUACAUGCCAGGGGGUUCCAUCAAAGACCAGCUAAAAGCCUACGGUGCUCUGACGGAGAAUGUCACCCGGAAAUACACCAGGCAGAUCCUACAAGGAGUUUUUUACUUGCAUAGCAACAUGAUUGUACACAGAGAUAUUAAAGGAGCCAACAUUUUGAGAGAUUCUGCUGGGAAUGUGAAACUUGGAGACUUUGGUGCCAGCAAGCGCAUUCAGACCAUCUGCAUGUCUGGAACAGGGAUGAAAUCCGUCACAGGGACGCCGUACUGGAUGAGCCCAGAGGUGAUCAGUGGGGAAGGAUAUGGAAGGAAAGCUGAUGUAUGGAGUGUGGGCUGCACCGUGGUAGAGAUGUUGACUGAAAAACCACCCUGGGCAGAAUUUGAAGCCAUGGCCGCCAUUUUCAAAAUCGCUACACAGCCCACCAAGCCCCAGCUUCCAGACGGCGUCUCAGACCACUGCCGCAGCUUCCUCAAGCUGAUUUUUGUGGAGGAGAAGCGGAGACCCACAGCAGAAGACCUUCUGAGGAACCCAUUUGUGAGUUUCAGCCUCUAGCAGGCCUUCCUGCUAGGAGGAAGGGAAAAGGCUGGAUGUCCACAGAAUAAGUGCGGAGUAAGCAAAGGAAAGGACCUGCACACUUCUAAACUCAACCUCCGUUUCCAGUUUGGGUUACUCCCAAAUAUGCCAUGUUGAUGUUAGUCAUGCUUUAGUGGCGAAGCAGAGACCAUCUUGCCAAGACUUUGAGCUGCACACAGCCACCUUGACUUUGGAGUAUUUUAGAUGGAGGGAUUUGGGGAACUGAGGUUACACUAGCAAUUUGUGGUUGCUGGUGGGGUGCAGACUCAUGUAGCUUUCUCACGAGGGUCUCAUGGACUUGACCAGUUACUAAAGAACAAGAUGAGAGAAGUUGAUGGAGUCCUGUCAGCCAAUAAGACCCCUCCGUUAAAACUGCCAAGAGCAACAAAAUAGGCAGCCAUGCCCUGUUGAACUAGUUUUGUCAUUGUUGCCAAAUGUGCGGCCAUGAGAAGGGAACCCAACAUGAAGUAAGUAGACAUAAAUGCAGGGCAGUGACACAUGGCUACUUUUGUCUGGAAAAGGGAAAACCAUUGCUACAUUUGGAGAUAAACAGCAGGAAGUCUGGUGCACAUAAAACAGUCUCUGGCUGUUGGGAGCAGAAGAGCAAAGUGGGAUGUUUUGUUUCCUGGGUGGUAACUAUGAUCAAGGAGUAAUCAUGUCUGUGAUUCAGCACAAAGUGAUCAUGCAGAACAGAGCAUUAUGAAAAUAUAGAAUCUUAUGGGAAUCCUCACAGGUAACAGUCUUUCCCUUGGAUCUAAAUGAGUAUUGGUUAUAUCCAACCCGUGUACGAUAGAAGGUUCUCAUCUUGGGUCUCCAGAUGUUGUUGGACUACAGUUCUCAUCACCUCCCUGCCAAGAUGGCUGUGACAGUUCAGCAACAUGUUGGAACUUCAGAUAAGUGGCCUCCAGGUGGAGGCAAUAAUGUUGAAAUCCACCCUAAAUGUGUCUUGAUUUGGGUCAGAAAGGAGAGCAAGCACACUGCCCGAACAAAGUGUAUGUGUGUCUAUCCAUCUGCUUUCAGGGUUGAUUGACAUUUAGUUGGUCAACCAGUGCGGCAAUCUUUUGAGAGCUAGAUGUUUGCCAGGAGCCCAGAUGGCUAUAAUAUAUCCUCCCUUCAAAUCCAGAUGUUAUAAUCUGGAUUGUGUGUCCCAAAUCAAUUGUGCAGUUCAAGCAAAUGUGUUUAUUUGCAUAUAUUUUGCUUAUUUUGCAUUAUGUCAUCUGCUGACCUCAGUGGAAAUGCAAGAAGUUGUUAUGCACAAUAUAAUCCCUUCCACUAACAUCUGAUAUUUCACCAGGCAAUAUUUACAUGCUUUCUGGAUUAUCUCUACAGCCAUAAAGGCUAAAAACAAGCUUGGAUGCUGAAUUCUGUGCCAGAUAUCAAACUGUGUGCUUCAGUUUAACUAGUUUGAACUGGAGUUGUGUAGAAUACCCCUAGCUCUGGAUAAAGGAUUUAAUCCAUAUCCUAUUGAUUUUGAAUGGAUGAGGACUCCAUUGUAAAUAGAUUUUGGUUAGGUGCUGAAUCCCAGGAAAAUGGUCGAAACUGGUCGAAUAAGACGAAACUUUGUCUUAGAAUCAUGCAAGAUUUUCUUAAUGUAAUGAGUCUCUCUCUGACUCUACACUAGUCUUGAUUUGAGCUUUUUACAAAGAAGUGAUUCUUCCCUCCCCACACACACUCACCCUCCCUAGUUGAUUUAAUUGCAGAUUCCUAGCUGCAACCCCUGCCAUCUGGAUUUAAUUCUCAGUUAAUAGAGAGUCUUAGGGGAAAUAUUGCUGCAGAACUGAAAUGUCAAAAGGCUGAUGUUUUGCAUAGGCAGGGUUGGAAGAUGACCUACUUUCUUUUUUUUAAAUUGCUAAGAUUUGUAAGAGGGUGCCUGUGAUUUUAUUCACACAUUCAGGGAUCAGAGACUGUAUUCCAAGCUGGUAUUCUGAGGUACCACCCCGUUUACACCAAAAAGUUAUAGGGUGUGUUAGCCAUACCCCUGUGCUGGUUCUUUUAUGUCACUCACAGGUUUCUGUGCACUCUGUGGCACUUCAACCAGAGAGAGAGCAAGAACAGUCUGGUUUAUUGUUUACAAUGUCACUUAUCCAAGGCUGAAAGGGAAAUAAAGCAAGUUAACAUGAACUCAAGAGCUCUUACGCCAGACUAUAUGAUGGUCCAGAUACAGCCAUGUGUUCACCAUGGAGUCUCCAGCUUGUCCUAUAUUCACUGAAUUUAUGUCUUUAAAAUGUUACCCUGUACCUCACCAGCCUGACCUGGAUUUCAUGAGACAUGAAGCUGCCCAGGGUGUGCAUUGAUCUUCUGUUGAUUCUCUGCAUCGAUGGUCCCUCUCUUCAGAGAAUCAACAUCCCCCUGCCAUGGCACACGUGGACCUUGUCACUGAUGUAUUAUCCUUUCCUUUCUCUGUUUAUAUGUAAAUAGAUGUGAAUUGCUCCUCAGGUGCCUUUACUUCUAUGCUGUCAAACUCCUUUGCAGUGAUUCAGUUGUACAAAAAAGAACUGGACAAAGACAAUGUAAUGUAUGUACCCCGUGCAACUUUUAUUUGUUGUUGUUUAAGAGAUACAUCAUGUAAUGGGAAGUAAAUUCCAUAUGUACAGUGGAAACUCUGCUUUCAGGAACAUUGUAAUCUAAUUCCCUGGACUAUAUCAUCAUGUAUAUGGAUUGUAAUUUUCUUUCUUUGUGCAGGAAAAGGAGUAAGACUGAAAUUGUGUAUCAUCUGCCUUCACAGAUGCCCCUCAACAUAAAUUCACAGCACAGCACUUAUAUGCACUUCUAAUAUAAACCAGUUGAAGGUUGCUUGCACACUAAAGCCAUUUAGCAUUGGGAAGGCAUUUCUUCUCUGCAGUCAGUUAGAAGCACUUAAUAUAAAGCUAGAUUGUCCACCGGUGUCUGUUCGUCUGUCUAUAAGUUUACUCAGAAGUAAGUCUCGUUUACCAAAGGCCCCCUGCAAUUUUAAUAAGAAACUUCUAUCAUGUGACUAUUGUUCCUGUAAUUGCUGCCAGUUUACUGCAGCCAUGGCAUUUUUGAUUAAUUUCCCCUUAGUCGAUCAGUUGCUGUUACUCGCCAAUGUGUGUAUGCUUUAAUUGUCAGUUUCCUCUCACUUUUUUUCACGUGAAAUAGCACAAAGAGAGAGAAAAAGAGAGGAAACCAGUAAUUAAGGACCCCUCCCCCUAAUGGCGCAGCAGGGAAAUGACUUGCCUACAGAGCAAGAGGUUGUUAGUUUGACUCCCCGCUGUUAUGUUUCCCAGACUUUGGGAAACACCCAUAUCGGGCAGCAGCGCUAUAGAAAGGUGCUGAAAGGCAUCAUCUCAUACUGCGUGGAAGAAAGCAGUGGUAAACCCCUCCUGUAUUCUACCAUGAAAACCACAUGGCUCUGUGGUCACCAGGAGUUGAUACCGAUUCUAUGGCACAAUCUUUCCUUUCCUUUCCCUCAACCAAAGGGAGCAGCAGCUGAUUAAUUAAGGGGCAAUUCACCAGUAAUGUCAUGGGCAUACAGGACAAGAAGCAAUUACAAGAGCAGAAAAUACAAGAAGGAAGCUUCAGGUCACAACAGCCCCGAAAAGUAGCAAUAGUGCAUUGUCAGUCCACACUGGACAGGCUGGUGCUGCAAUUAUAUUUUAAGUGAGAGAAGAACAUCACAAAUAGAAGGACAACACGUUUUUUUUUGAAUUAUAUGGGCUAGCAAUUGAAUAAUCUCAGUUCUCCAUCAAAAGUGAUUGAAUGAUAACAAUUCCAGACUAAAUAGCUAGUGUGGAAGCAACCUGAAACUCAAUUAACCAUUACAGCUUCUUCCCAAAGAGUCAUGAGAGUUUUGCAGGUGAGAAACCAUUGUUAGAAAUCCUUUCUUGUUCACAAAUGUACCGUUGUAGGGAGCCCUUUGCUGGGGACGGUGACAGCAGGCUUAAAAUUGUUUUAAAAUUUGCUAUGUAGAUCUGUGCAUGGGCUUAACAAGCUGGAAGAGAUCAAAAGGUGGUAUAGCCCAGCAGUCUCCCCGAAAGCUUCUCUAGCCAUCAGUUUGCCAAGAUUUAUUUGGCCUACUAAGCACAGGGGUAGUUUUGUCCUCCUUUGUACAAACUAUUAUUUUUGCUGCCCAGCUACUGAAGAAAUCAUACACACACAGACACAUACCACCUCCUCUAGACAAAAUGUGUUUUAUCUGGUAAAAAGGGAGCCUUCUGUGAUUCCUCUUCUGAAGCAAUGCAAGUACACAAUGCAUUGUACACAAGGUGUGUAAUGAAAUACACAAGGGGGAAAAUAGCUUUGGAGAGCUAUUUUUGAAGGAUGAAUUGAGCUAUAAUUGGGGCAAGAUUGCAUCCCAUGAUUCAGUCUGUAGAGGCAGCUAUGAAGGUUUUUAUUAUUUGGGGAACAAAAGGGAACAGUGAAGCCAGUUAUUGAUGGGCUUUUAGAAGUUCUGAAACUUGAAAUCUGGAUACCUUCUAAAACCUGGCCACACUUGCAGUACAUAAACUUGGCAGACACUUAUAGGAUUUGCACAUACACAAGAAACUCAGAAUGGGUGCUGCCAUGAAAUUCUGAUUUCCGUUAAGAUAUAAAGAGUCCAUCCCUUAUCUCUGGUGGUGUCUUUUGUCUAGCUGAGAGAAGGAUUCAGCCUUUCUGAAGCCACUGUCUCAGAUACUUAGAAGUAUUUUUGUUCACACAUUUGCAGAGCACAAUACACCCUUUGCCUCACUGCACAUAUGCAAAGGAAGCAAGGGUCACAUUGUCUUGCAAAGCAAUGGAACAAUAAUGUGAACGAAGCAUGGGUUGCCUGCUGAAAUCUGUAUUUCUCAAACUGCCCGCUUCUCAAUCCCUUAUCAUAAUAUAAAUACCACUAUUAGCUCUUUAUCCUUGAGAUGUGUUCAUACUCUCUGUGGUAUGAAUGAUUUUAAAUACUGUAAAUUAUUACAGCUCUAAAAAGCUUUGACCAUAAGAAAGAAAAGAAGCACUGUUGCUUUGGCAAGUGGGACACAUUGUUGAAUGUACUUUGUUAAAUGCUGUAAAUGCUUUAUCUUUCUCCCCGCUACCAGAUGCAUGAAAUAAACUAUUUUUAAAUUUUGUGGUA